CCCCCCCCCAUGCGCGCGCACACACAGCGAGAUAUACACGUGCGUGUGCCAGUCGCGGGACACUGACUGCCGAGUGAGAGAGGGGAGGAGAGAAGCUGGGGAGAGCCAGAUAGCAAGAGAGUGAGAGAGAGAGCAAGUGAGAGAGAGAGACAGAGAGAGAGAGCCAGAGAGAGAGAGAGAGACAGAGAGACGCGCCACAAUACAGAAGGGGGAGCAUUUAUAGAGGCGACCAGAUUCAAUAAUCGCGUCUCUCCGAAGACGUGGAGCGUUGACGAGGAGAGAGCGCGAAAGACACCGAGAGAGACGAGAGAGACGAGAGAGCGAGCGAGCGAACAUCCUUCUCGCUUCGAGGUCCUAUUCUCGGAGCUCGUGUAGAGACUUCAGCCGCGGCCCACGUCAGCCGUACGCCGCGCGCGUGCUCGUUACACGGCGCGCGUGCGCGUGAACACACCGCGUGCACACACGGGCAACGCGCGUGGUUCGUCGCGUACGUGGCCUUGAAUCCGUCUUGCCGCUUCUGUGACGUCUCUCUCUCUCGCUCGCUCUAUCUCGUGCCACAAUCUCCCUGUCGCGAGGGACUCGAGCGAGUGGGCGAGGAGGAGAAGGAGGAGAAGGAGCGAUGUUUCCACGUUCCAUCGCCCCCACCAUCACCACCACCACCAUCGCACCGGACCGUGCCACGCCGCCGCUUAGCUAAAACUCAAAGCGCGAAGAGAGAAGAGGCGAAAGAGGCCAGAGAGAGAGAGGGGAGCCAGUUUGUUCGGAGAAGCGACUUUGACAAGCGCGAGAAGAGAGUGUCGCUCCGCGCGCGCGCGCGAGCGAGAGAGAGAGACGACGACGUCAAGAGACACUCUCAAGACGCUCCGUUGUUCGCGGUUACAAACCCGCCGCUGGAACUUCGCGAAACCCGGACCAGACAUCUCCUUGAAGUGUCGCGUCCGCGUCGGCUGCUGCUCGCUGCUACUGCUGCUGCUGGCGGGGCCAAGCCGGGCUGCGCGGCCUCGCUGUACGGACAGAAUGGUUCACUGCGCUGGCUGUGAGAGACCCAUACUCGACCGGUUUCUGCUCAACGUCCUAGACCGUCCGUGGCACGUGAAGUGCGUCCAGUGCUGCGACUGCAAAUGCCAUCUGAGCGAGAAGUGCUUCUCCCGCGACGGGAAACUCUACUGCAAGAGCGACUUUUUCAGGAGGUUCGGAACGAAAUGCGCCGGCUGCCUGCAGGGCAUCUCGCCGAGCGACCUGGUGCGGCGAGCCCGCGGCUCCGUCUUCCACCUCAACUGCUUCACGUGCCUCGUGUGCCGCAAGCAGCUGUCCACGGGCGAGGAGCUCUACGUGCUCGACGAGAGCAAGUUCGUGUGCAAGGAGGACUACCUGAGUAGUAGCGGACUCAAGGACACGGGCGCGAACUCGGUGACCACGUGCAGCGACCGCAGCAUGUCGCCCGACCUGCAGGAGCAGGGCGUCGACGAGGCGAAGGAGGGGGACCAGUCGGCGUCGUCCGACAAGGAGGCGGGCGCCGGCGAGGCGGAGGAGCAGAGCCUCGGCGCCAAGCGGCGCGGCCCCCGCACCACCAUCAAGGCCAAGCAGCUGGAGACCCUCAAGGCGGCGUUCGCGGCCACCCCGAAGCCCACGCGGCACAUCCGCGAGCAGCUGGCGCAGGAGACCGGCCUCAACAUGCGCGUCAUACAGGUUUGGUUCCAGAACCGGCGCUCCAAGGAGCGGCGGAUGAAGCAGCUGAGCGCCCUCGGGGCGCGCCGCCACGCGUUCUUCAGGAACCCGAGACGCAUGCGCACCCUGGGAGGUCGCCUCGACGAGGCGGAGAUGAUGGCGAGCGGACCCUUCAACUACUACGGCGACUACCAAGGCGACUACUACGUCCCGGGCAGCAGCUACGACUUCUUCCCGCAAGGGGGGCCCCCGGGGCAGCCGCAGAGCGCGGCCGAGCUCGCCUUCCUCCCCACCGCGGGGGGGCUCGCGGGACCCGGCGAGCACCCCCACCAUGCUCAUCCGCACCCUCACCACGCUCACCCGCACCCUCACCAGCACCCCCACCACCCGACCAGCAUCCCCGGUCCCGACGCCGGAGGGGUGCCUCGCUUCGCAGACAUGCUGCCCCACGGGGGAGCGGGGGGGCCCGGAGGCGGAGGAGGUGGCGGCCCGGAGCCUCAACCCGGAGGGGGGCCGCCGCCACCGCCGCACCUGCACGCCAUGGGGGUCCCACAGGGGGACGUGUACGUGAGCGCGGGGCCCAGCCCCCCAUUCCACAUUCCCGGGGCGGGACCUGGGCCCUAUAACGGCCACCCGCUGGCGCACCCGGAGAUGGGCGAGGGCACGAAACCCAAGAAACUGAAAGAAACCCAAGAAACAGAGAAACCCAGGAAACCGAUAGAGAAACCCAAGAAACUUAAAGCGAACCCCAAGAAACCGAUAGAGAACCCCAAGAAACCGAUAGAGAAACCGAGAGAGAAACCCAAGAAACUGGGAGAGAAACCCAAGAAACCGAGAGAGAAUCCCAAGAAACUGCGAGAGAAACCCAAGAAACCGAUAGAGAAACUCAAGAAAACCCAAGAAACUGAGAGAGAAACUCAAGAAAUUUAA
Molecule: messenger RNA, 2598 nt
Organism: Petromyzon marinus (sea lamprey)
Lineage: Eukaryota; Metazoa; Chordata; Hyperoartia; Petromyzontiformes; Petromyzontidae
Source: RefSeq, a predicted model, not a curated record